GUUUUCGUACAACAACAACAGAGGGAGCAGCAGCCUCAUUGUUCAGCUGGACGUGUUGUCUUCUCUCUCUUAAAGUCUGUCCGCAAAGACACUUUCUCAUCAGAGUUAAUUCAAACAAGGACUGUUUGGUUGUAUCCAGCUGCGACAUGUUUGCCACAGCUGCUCGAAACUUUGUGGAGGAGGUGGAUCAUGGAGGUUUGCUGAUCCCGGUGUCCUCCCUGAAUGACACUAUUAAUCUUCUGACAGUGGUGGUGAAGCGCAAGCGUUUCUGGAUGUGGCAGAGGCCCAAGUAUAUCCCCACGGAUUUCAACCUCAAUGAUCUACUUACAGAAGGCACACCUAUAACACCUGUUGUCAUAGAGACAGACUUCAUCAAAUACAACGGGACAUUUGGUGAUAACAUUCAGGGGUCCUUGGAUGCAAACAUUUUGGAUGGCCACAGUUUGAAACUGGAGGGUAAAGACUCUUCAAAACUCCAGUCAUCCUUUGGCAGCUUGAAGAAAGAGGAAGUGGACGUUCAGAAACUGCUGCGAGACUCCAGAGACAGGCUCUUGGACAUGUCCCAUAGUCUGGUACAUCAGACGAUGGAGAAGCGCAGGCAGGUGUUUGGAGUUGUAAAGGAGCGUAUUUCCACCACCCAGCCUUGCUCGGUCAUAGAGGAGGUGCAGCAGGGGGGGCAGUGUGGAGCAGGACUGAGCUUCUGUGGGCCCAUGAGCCCAAAGGUUUCAUUGAAGGAGAAUGGGAGCUUGAGUAAAGACAGUAACAUUACCAUGGAGAUUCCCAUCCAUACCACCAUCGCCUAUGCCCAAAUAGAGCUAGAAAUCAGACAUGAUGGACACUUUGAGCUGUGUCUGAUGUCGGACACCAAAGGAGGUUUUGAAGUGGAUGGCCUUGCUGGAGGAGCACAGUUGCUUGGUUCAGAAGUUCCUUUGAGCCCGUCGGAAAAUAACCACCUUAGAGAAGAGCUGGAGCGACUGAGCGAUCAUUUCAGCCUUCUAUCUGCUCUCCCGGCCCUCACAAGGUCCUCUCUGCUCCAGCACUUCCGUAAAGUCAUGGAACACAAAGAGGCUGUCAGUUCACUUCAGCGUGUGCUGGAACAGAAGUGCAAGGAUGAGAGACCUGCCCUGGAUGAGACUACAGCCUCAGAAUCAUAUAACCAGAACAUCCAAGCAAUCUUGGACCUUUUGGAGCAGCCAGAGUCAGCUCAGGCAAACCCACCCACAUCUGUCCUCAGUGCCCUUCACCUCAUUACCAGCGCCAUUGAUGAGAUGUCACAUGAAUGCCAUGCUAUCUUGGGGAUGUGCUGCAGUGUCACAUGGUUACCGGCUCUGGAGCGACUGGUACACUGUGUAUCAGGGAAUGGAGAGUUACCUUUGAGCAACGCAGAUGCAGCUGCACUAACAGACGACAUCUAUGAAAAGACUAGUUAUCUAUUUGCCUCCUCUGACGUUUCCCUGAAGAGAGAUGGGGACAAGAUGAAGACAGAAAUACACCAACAGCCAGGACACCGCCCUCUGGUUCUGUGUAUUGCUAUUAAAGGUCUUGCAUCGUUGGCCAAGGAAGGUUGAACUUAAGAUUCAAUUUUUCCACCAAAAACGGUACUACAUUGGAAAGAGGUAAAAGUCUUUUAUCAGUGUUUUGACUCAUUUUAGUAAACUAUAAAGUUCUCUAAAACCCUGUGCUGGUGCUGAAGUCAUCAGUAGAUUGAUUUCUUUUAGGGUUUGAAAUUUGGACUGUUUCUUAAUCAAAACAAGCAUUUUAAAGACAUCA
Molecule: messenger RNA, 1770 nt
Organism: Labrus mixtus (cuckoo wrasse)
Lineage: Eukaryota; Metazoa; Chordata; Actinopteri; Labriformes; Labridae
Product: gasdermin-E-like
Exons: 10
Coding region: 147-1568 (473 amino acids)
Biological process (GO): programmed cell death
Cellular component (GO): cytoplasm
Source: RefSeq, a predicted model, not a curated record